AUGUCCAAUGAGCAAGCGGCUAGUGUGGCAGCGACAUUUGCAAAGGCCAUUGAAGAGAUAGUGAAGAACCCACACAGCAAGCCCACAGAGCUUGAUCUAUGCAGUCAGCAUGACCGAAAUGUUCUAUCUGGCUGGAAUCAUGAUAUUCCAGAGAGAUUGGACUCUCGGGUCGAUGAAAUGAUCUUUCAUCAGGGCCACCGGGAUCUCUCGCAUGUCGCCGUCUCCUCCUGGGAUGGAGAGCUGACUUAUGGCGAGCUAGACAGACUUUCCUCAGCUCUCGCAGGGCAACUUGCAAAACAGGGCGUGCGAUGCGGUAUGUUUGUGCUUCUUUGCUUUGAAAAGUCCAAAUGGACGGUGCUUGCCAUGCUGGGUGUGAUCAAGGCUGGCGGUGCCUACGUCCUGCUGGAUCCGUCCUAUCCUUCCAAGCGCAUGGAAAGCAUUUGUCAGGAUGUUGACGCCACAAUCCUGGUGGCAUCUCCUCAAACCAUUGGAAAAGUGCAGACAUUGGCCGACAACGUCGUUGUUGUCGAUGAGACCUCCCCCAUUUGGUCAGGUAGCUAUGAGUGCUCGCGUCGAGUCCAUUCCCAGGACGCUCUCUAUGCAGCAUUUACUUCUGGAUCUACCGGAAGACCCAAAGGCAUCGUCGUGGAACAUGGAGCUUUCUGUACUCGUGCAUUGGCGAAUGGAGCACUGCUGGAAUUGAAUAAAUACUCGAGGGUAUUGCAGUUUGCCAGCUACGCAUUCGACGUGAGCCAUCGCGAUAUUCUGUUCACGCUGAUUCACAAUGGAACCGUCUGCAUUCCAUCCGAGACUGACCGGGUCAACAAUCUCGAGUUGUUCAUCAGUCGCCACCAGGUCAACUGGGCCAGUCUCACACCGUCUGUGGCCGCUUUACUCGACCCCAAAGCCGUUCCAACCUUGCAGACACUGGUCCUUGCGGGCGAAGCCAUGUCAGCAGCCAAUCUUUCUACCUGGGCGGACAAAGUGCAGCUUAUGAAUGCGUACGGCCCAAGUGAAUGUAUCGCUGUUAGUUGCAUCAACCCUCGACUAGCAAUAGGGUCGGAUCGUACGAACAUCGGGCGUGGAGUAGGGUCUGCGAUCUGGAUCGUUGACCCAGAAGACGCCAACCGCCUUGCACCCAUCGGGGCGAUUGGAGAGUUGCUCAUCGAGACAGCCGCAGUCAGCCGGGGGUAUAUAAAAGACCGGGAAAAGACGGAAGCCUCCUUUCCUGAUCAUGUCCGAUGGCGAGACGACUUCCGGCUCAGCUCACAGGGCCGGUUAUAUAAAACAGGUGAUCUAGGACGCUUCAACGUUGAUGGUACCAUCUCCUUCAUGGGACGCAAAGACAAUCAGGUCAAGAUUAAUGGACAGCGAGUGGAGUUGGCUGAGAUUGAGCACCACAUGCUGCAGGCCCUGGCCAGCAGUCUGGAAGACGCGUCGACUAUCCAAGUGAUUGUGGACAUGGUGAUGCCCAAGGAAAGCCACCGCCCAACAUUGGUGGCGUUUAUAUACCAGCUGGGCAAUGAUCAGAAAUCAGAAGCGCAGCGGAAUACGGCAAUCCGGCAGACGAUGGCCCACAUGGCAGACCAACUGGCCGAGCUGUUACCCGUGUAUAUGAUCCCCAGUGUGUUUAUCCCUGUGGAAAGGAUUCCCAUGACUGGGACAGGCAAAACAGAUAGACGAGCGCUACGACAACUCGGCGCAUCAAUGACUUGGGACCAAAUGGCAGCCCUGACAGCGUCCACACCCAGCUAUCGAGCCCCGGCGACUGAACGGGAGCAGCAACUGCAACGAAUCUUCAUGGCCGUUCUGAAUCUUGAAGCCAACCGCGUUGGCGCUGACCAUAGCUUUCUUCGACUGGGAGGUGACUCGAUUGCUGCGAUGCGUCUGGUUGCAGCUGCGCGUGAAGAAGGGCUGCAACUGACUGUUGCAGACGUCUUUCGCAAUCCACAACUCAAUGAAUUGGCACGGUUAGCCCAGGCGGCAAGUGAGCCAGAAGAAAACACUGUGUUGCCAUUUUCAUUGCUCAAGUCUGGUAUCUCGAGCAGCGAUGCCCGUCGGGAAUCGGCCUCCCUGUGUGGCAUACAAGAGGAUCAGGUGGAGGACGUUUUGCCCUGUACGCCUUUGCAGGAAGGCCUGCUCGCAUUAACGGCGAGAAAAGGCGGUCUUUAUAUCCGACGAUUCAAAUUCGAGAUUCGGCCCAUGGUUAAUGUUUCCCAAUUGAUGAGAUCAUGGGAACAAACCGUCGCAGCGGUCCCCUUACUGCGCACACGCAUUGUCGACCUCACCGGGCAGGGAUUGGUUCAAGUUGUAGUCAACGAGCCGGUAAACUGGCAGUCCAACCAUGACUCGCAGACUAUGGGCCUCGGAACACCUCUGGUGAGAUAUGAGAUGGUCACCGAACAGGGGAAGACAUAUCUCGCGUUGACGAUUCAUCACGCCAUGUACGACGGAUGGUCCAUGCCGCUCGUGCUAGACACAACACAGAAGAUAUACCAAGGGCAGCAUCACUCACUGACCCCGUUUGCCACAUUCAUCAAACACAUUGCCAGUAUCGACGAAAAUGCCGCUACGAAGUUCUGGAGACGCCAGUUUGUCGGCCUGGAAACUUCAGAAUUUCCUCCUCUUCCGUCAUCUCACCAGCCACAGGCAGACCGGACAUUGACGCACAGCAUCGAUGUAGACUGGGAAGGACUGGAUUUUACAGCGGCUACUAUGACACGGGCAGCGCUAGCAAUCCUCAUCAGCAGAUAUACCAAUUGCCCCGAUGCAGUCUUUGGCGCAACAGUCAUGGGAAGGCAGGCUUCUGUCCCGGGCGUGGAGAGCAUGGCUGGGCCAACGUUCACGACACUUCCAGUCCGAGUCAUGGUGGAUGAAGAACAAACAGUCCGCCUCCUUCUACAGCAAGUCCACGCCCAGGCUACCGACAUGAUUCCAUAUGAGCAAAUUGGCCUGCAACGGAUUCAUCGUAUCAGCGCGGAGAGCAAGGAGGCAUGUCGGUUCCAGACCUUGCUCCUCGUCCAGCCAGAAGAAGAGAAGGUCUCUCGAGGUAGCGAGCUCUUCCUCCCGGAAGAGGAAGAGCAGGGAAGUGAUAGGAGACUGGAAGCUUUCACCAGCUAUGCCCUCAUGUUCCGCUGUGAGUUGAACAAGCAAGGAAUGCGACUCCGGACGACGUUCGAUCCUAGUGUGGUGCACGAACGACAAGUGAUGCGCAUGGCACACCAUUUUGCUCAUGUUCUGCGGCAGAUUUGCGUUUCAGCAGCCGGGAAUACUUCAUUGAGACAGAUUGAGAUGGCCAGCCAACAGGAUCUAUCGGACAUCUGGACAUGGAACGGCGCCCCCCCAAGACAGGUUGACGGUGUCUGGGACGGUAUAUUGCCGGAUCUCUUGGGCAACCCUAUGGCACAGCUUGCUGGUCACGUUCCAUGGGUAGUUCAGGAGCAUGCUGAGAGCAGGUUGGCAGCGAUUGGAUGCGUCGGUGAGCUGUGGCUUGAGAUUCCUGUUAACGGGGAAGGCCAUCUGUACAAGUCAACAGCAUCGUUUGCCGAGAAUCCACAAUGGCUGUUGCGCGGAGGACCAGGCCAUCCCGGACGCAAUGGACGUUUCUACAAGACCGGCGAACUGGCCAAGUAUACGUCUGAUGGGGCAGUUGUAGUUCUGGGACGUAAAGAUACGCUGUCCGGAAUCAAUGGACGGCGGGUGAACCUGCGGGAUGUUGAGCAUCAUGUACGACAGGCCGUGUUUGAAGUCCUUCCCCAUAAUUCUGUUGGUGUGAUGGCAGAAAUAGUCACUCCACAAGGUAGCCAAAGCUCGAUGCUGGUUGCCUUCCUAUGUGAUUCCACAGAGGUCCUUCUCACGUCAAGCAUAGCAAAUGCCAUUGACGAAGAACUGUCGGACCGACUGCCGAUAAAGCCGCAUGCAUACGGCACCCUCAAGCAUGGAAGUGGCCAGAUUGAUUGGAACAGACUCCGCGAACAGGCCAAUUGCUUCACUCUGGCCCAUCUUACGGUCGUGGAGAGGCGCGACCAAGAUAGGGCAAGGCCCCAGACAAAGGCAGAGCGCCAACUGCGAGACCUCUGGGCAUCUGUUCUCCACAUUCCUGCAGAGAGGGUCGGGCUGAACGAUAGCUUCUUCCGGUUGGGAGGCGACUCCAUCACGGCAAUGCGACUCGUUGGAGCAGCACGCCGACAUGGUGUUUCGCUCACGGUAGGAGAGAUCUUCAGCUAUCCACAGCUCAAGAGACUUGCCACAGUGAUCAAGGCCACAGUCGCCGCUGACCAAGUAGUACCUCCUUUCUCGUUAUUGAGUUUGCCUUUGAACAUCGACGAGAAGCGUGCGCAGACGGCUGCAUUGUGUGGUGUUGAACCUAGUUUGGUCCAGGAUGCAUUCCCAUGUACACCAUUGCAGGCCGGUUUACUCGCCCUGACAGCACAGUCAGCGGGUAGCUAUAUCACGAGAAAGUUACUUCAGCUUCGCGAGACGACCGAUGUCAAUCGACUGGCCGUGGCGUUGGCGGAGGUCGUCGCGUCGACACCGAUAUUGCGCACCCGAAUUGUCGAUCUUGGAAGCCAAGGGCUGGUGCAGGUCGAAGUUAGCGAGGACUUUUCCUGGAAAAUGGAGUCGGACUUGGAUAGGUACAUUCGCGCGGAUAGCGAAGAGCCAAUGAGUCUCGGAACCCCCUUGACACGGUUUGGCCUGGUUGACUGUGGGAUGCAUAAAUACUGCAUCUUGACUGUUCACCACGCCAUUUAUGAUGGCUGGCUGAUAUCGCUGCUGCUGCAGGCCAUGCAUAAAGCGUAUCACGGCCAGCCUCGUAUGGCCCUGACGCCGUUCCAUACGUUUAUCAAGGCCAUCUACUCGGUGGACGAAGCGUCAACGGCCGGCUUUUGGAAAGCCCAACUGGAUGGUUUGGAGGCGCCAGUUUUCCCUGCAGUUUCUGCGCUCUCUCCCAGGACCGACAGCUAUGCCACGCAUUGGAUCGAAGCGCUUCGUGUCGACAGCGGUGACACCACGGUCUCCAUGGCCAUCCGUGCUGCCUGGGCGAUCCUCAGCGCCCAGUACGUGAAUGCGAGUGAGGCCCUGUUUGGUGCUACUGUGACAGGGCGCCAGUGCUCUGUUCCUGGGAUCGAACUCGUCGGCGGACCGACUAUUGCCACUGUUCCUGUGCGUGUGGCGGUUGAUAGGGAGAGCACGGUCGAACAACUGCUCCAACAGGUGCAAGCGCAAGCUGUGCAGAUGAUCCCAUUCGAACAAAGCGGACUGCAGCGGAUUCGGCGCGUCAGCGCCGAUGCUGACCAGGCCUGCCAGUUCCAGACUUUGUUGGUGGUGCAACCCGUGGAUCCGGACCAUGAGGAGACGCUCUUCAUGCCCGCGCAACGGACUGCUGGCUUGGGCAGCGUGGACCCCUAUGCGCUGGUGCUAGAAUGCAAGCUUUUGAAGCAGGGAGUGAGAGUACAAAUAAAUCAUGAUUCCAGGAUCAUUGAAAAGGAACAGGGUGAGAGGCUGUUGCAACAGUUUGACCACGUGCUCCGACAGGUGUGCGCGGGACAGCAGACCACCAAGCUCAAGGAUGUUCAGAUUCUCAGCGAAACCGAUCUGUACCAUGUCUGGAAGUGGAAUGCAUUUAUCCCGACAGGACAGGGUGUUUGCGUGCACAAUCUCAUCACGGACAGAACCCAGAAACAACGGGAAGCCCCGGCCAUCGAUGCGUGGGACGGCCGCUUUACCUACGGCCAGCUGGAUGAACUGUCUACUCGCCUCGCACAUCGUCUCUGUCUGCUUGGUGUCGGCCCCGAGAUAUUCGUUCCGCUCCUCUUUGAAAAGUCUAAGUGGACGCCAGUAGCGAUGCUCGGUGUCAUCAAAGCAGGAGGAGCGUUUGUUUUGCUCGAGCCCAACCAUCCACUGACACGACUGCAAGACAUCUGCGCAGAGGUAAACGCCCAUAUUGCUCUAUCAUCGCCAGCACAGGCAGCCAAGGCAGCGAAUCUGGCCACGACAGUCUUAACGGUUGGCGACGGACAGGACAUUGGCUGUGAUGGUGGCGAGUUGACGACCACGACGACUCCAAAGAACACCCUAUAUGCCGUCUUCACGUCUGGCUCGACAGGAAAGCCCAAGGGAGCAUUGUUGCAUCACGAUGGCUUCGCGACGAAUGCGUUGGCCUACAACUACAAGCUCGGCCUGGGAUCGGACCUUCGAAUCCUGCAGUUUUCAUCGCACGCGUUCGAUGUCUGCAUAUCAGACAUUCUCUUCACGCUGAUCGGUGGCGGUUGUAUCUGUAUACCGUCAAGCAGUGAGAGCAAGGACGAUCCCUCCGGGGCUAUCCGCCAAUUCAACGCCAACUGGGCUGACUUGACUCCAUCAGUUCUGCGCAUCAUGUCACCCUCGGAUGUGCCCACAUUGACAACAGUGGUAUAUAGUGGAGAGGCUGCCUCCAAAACCGAUAUCCUCGCGUGGUGCGACAGUGUCCGCCUGAUCAAUUGCUACGGCCCAGCCGAGUGCAAUGUGUUCGCCACCAUGCAGCCUCAUAUCACCGCGGAUUCAGAUGCAUCAAACAUCGGAUCCCCGCUGGCUGGAGCGUGCUGGGUCGUUAACCCGGCGGAUUCCAACCAGCUGGUUCCUGUCGGUGCCGUGGGAGAACUGUUACUCGAAGGGCCUCUGGUGGGCCAAGGGUAUAUCAACAACACCGACAAGACCGCCGAAGCCUUCUUAGAUGACCCCCCCUGGCUGGUCCAAGGUUACGGCGAUCAGCCAGGGCGUCAUGGCCGUGUAUACAAGACCGGUGAUUUGGUGCGAUAUGCCAGCGAUGGAACUCUCCAAUUCAUCGGACGUAAAGAUACCCAGGUCAAAUUGAGAGGCCAGCGGAUUGAAUUAGGGGAGGUCGAGCAUUACGUCCACCAGGUGCUGACCGCGAUCUGUCGCCAGAAGCAGUUCGAUGAGGAUGCUACUCUCGAGGUCGUCGCCGAAAUCAUCCGGCCUCAAGAGACAGGCCGCCCAACGCUGGUGGCAUUCGCUACCAUUCGCAAGGACGGGCUGUCCGUGGGGGAAAGUAUUGCCGCCCUCGACAUGAUGGUUGCAGACCUGGACGUUCAGUUGGCAGAGCGAUUGCCCGCAUACAUGAUCCCUAGCAUUUACUUCCCAGUGGAGCGUAUACCGUUGGGAACGACCGGGAAGACGGAUCGACGUCGGCUCCGUGAGAUUGGGUCCCUCAACCAUGGCAAAAUUGCUGCCCAGAGGCAGCGGGGUCAACGGAUUGCACCUUCAACCGAGAUGGAGUCCCUUUUGCUGGAAGUGUGGAUGAGCGUGCUCAACCUGCCUGCCGAGACCAUCUCGGUCGACUCACCCUGGAUUCGACUAGGUGGCGAUUCCAUCACGGCGAUGCAGUUGGUGUCUCGAUGUCGAGCCAGGAACAUCCGACUCACGGCUGGCGAUGUCCUUCGGGCUCAAACAAUCCAGAGACUGGCAAGAUCCUGUAGUUUGAUCCAGCAGGGUGCUCCAGCCCUCAGCAUGCAGACCGUUGAGAAGGAGCCGUGGGGAUUGACACCGGUACAACAUCUCUUCUUUGAGAGCCAUCCGGAUGGACUGCAUCACUUCAAUCAGAGCUUUCUGCUUCGCAUCAAAACUCCGGUCUCGACAGAUGGCAUCAGCGCUGCUAUCCACGCUCUUGCCGAGCGUCAUCCAAUGCUCAGGGCACGCUUUCAGAGAGGCCAGGACGGUGAUUGGCAACAAUACGUGGCCAGCUAUCGUGCUGAUGUGAUUGCUUUUGCUGCGCAUCAUGUCGAGAGAACUGCAAUUGCCAGCCUUGCUCAGUCACGACAGGAGAAGCUGGACAUUCAACAUGGCCCCGUCUUUGCCGUCGAUGUUUUCUGCCUUCCCUCCAGUGAACAAAUAUUGCUUAUCAGCGCUCAUCAUCUGGUAAUUGACCUAGUGUCAUGGCGAGUCAUUUGGCAUGACAUCGAGCAGUCCCUGUUUGGUCGUCGAGAUGCGGUGAUGCGUCCCACCACCUCGUUCCAAGCAUGGUCCAAGAUGCAAAGCCAGAUGGCUCAGUCGUUAAUGCCAUCCCAAGUGCUUCCAUUCGUCGUCGACACGCGUGGCUAUGAAUACUGGGGGGUCGAUGUGUCUCAAAACACCAAGGCUGAAAGCGAAACACACGUCAUCCGUCUCGAUGAGGAUGUCACGACAAGGCUUUUGGGCUCGAGCAACGAAAGGCUUGGAACAGAACCGACAGACAUUCUCCUGGCGAUGCUACUCCACUCAUUCCAGCAAGUCUUUUCCGAUCGUUGUCCUCCUCCCAUCUUCGUCGAAGGGCACGGCCGAGAGGCUCUGGGCGACUUCGAAGUCGACCUGUCGGAGACCAUUGGCUGGUUCACCACCAUCUUCCCGAUCUGUAUUUCGUCGGGGCCGGACGAUACUAUCGUGGACAUGACUAGGCUCGCAAAGGAUAUCCGCCGAUCUGUUCCCGGGAAAGGGCUGCCGUAUAUGGCCAGUCGCUAUCUCACGCCCGCUGGUCAGAUAGCAUUUAGGGAACACCACAAGGUUGAGGUGCUCUUCAACUAUGCGGGAAUCUACCAGCAGCUGGAAAGCGAUGACUCCCUGCUGAGCCGUGAGACCGAUCCUGUAAUGACGGCCAACUUCAGCCAAACAUCGUCCACCACUCGCCGACUUGGUCUGGUGGAACUGAACUUGGGCACUACGUUUGGUCAAUUGAAUAUUUCCUGUAGCUUCCACCGCCAGAUGAAACACCAAGCUCGACUCCAGCAGUGGAUCAAGGCGUUUGCUAAUAGCCUCACACAAGCCGCGCAUGAAUUAUCGACAGGGCCAAAGAUCUUCACUUUGAGUGACUUCCCUCUGCUGUCGCUGUCUUACAGUGGGCUCGACAGUCUGGAAAAGACCAUUCAGGCUGCUGGGAUUCCACGCAAUGCAGUUGAGGACAUAUAUCCCUGUACGCCCAUGCAGGAGGGCAUCUUGCUCAGCAUGCAGAAAGGAACAUCGUCAUAUAUGAAUCACCAGGUCUGGCGCUGCGAGAUGAGAUCUGACAAAGCCCCUGUCUGUCCGGCACAACUGGAAGCAGCGUGGAGAUGUGUUGUCAAUUAUCAUUCCAUCCUGUCUACUGUCUUCGUCCCGCUCUUCGAAAACGGCCUGUUCGCUCAGGUCCUUGUCGCCAACGCCCCUGUCCGGGUUGAUCAGAUCAAAUGUGAAUCUUGGAAUGCUGUUGAUAAAUUGAUGGAACUUGAAAAACCAGUGUUUGCGGACGGCGAGCCUCAGCAUCAACUCACAAUCUGCCAAUCCUCCGGUGGAGAUGUAGCAUGCCGGUUGGAUAUGAACCAUGCCUUGAAUGACGGCGAGUCUGCAUCCAUCAUCACUAAUGACCUGGCAAAGGCAUACGAAGGCGUCACUCGAUCAGCAGCCCCUCGCUUCAGAGACCUGAUGCAGCAUUUGGGGCGAACGCCAUCCGCCGAUCGCAUGCAGUACUGGGGAAAUGUGUUGAUGGAUGUCUCGCCCUGUCGUUUCCCAGUCCAACGCAUCUCGACAGGCGUCUUGCAAGGGGAGCACGGGCACAUCCCCCUCGCCCAGACAGCCACUUCACAAAUCCACGAUUUCUGUGUCAACCGGGGUAUCACCCGUUCUGUAUUUAUCCAGAUUGCCUGGGCGAUGGUACUCUCGUGGUACACUGGAAUCGGCGAUGUUUGCUUUGGAUACCUGGCAUCAGGUCGCGAUGUUCCGAUCCAGAACAUCGAGGACAUGGUUGGUCCAUUGGCUAACAUGCUGGUCAGUCGAAUCGAUGUUGGGCAGCCGCUGGGUGAGGCUAUUGGGAAGACGGCAGAAAGCUCUAUCGGGCAUCUGGCUCACCAACAUGUCUCGCUGGCUCAGAUCCAGCACGAGCUGAAGCUCGGCCAUGGACCCUUGUUCAAUUCGUGUGUCACAUUUCCCGUGUCAGUCGGUGCUUUGUUGGGGGACACUGCGACAGUGGUUGGCCUCCAUUACCGCAAGGACUUGAUCAGUCUUCCCAUGGCGCGGGAUAUCAGCUCUAUCCUCACCAUGGCAAUUGGGCAUAUCCUGCAGGGUGAGCGACUAACAAAUGGGAUGUCCGUACGCUUCAAUCAUGUUGAUUCGCUGCGCGCUGGCUUCUUUCAGUCUGUUGUCGGGGCGAGCCAACAGUCGGCAACAGACUUCUGGCAACAAUACUUUGCUAACCUCGACACACAGCACUUUCCCUCUUUGCCAUCCCCAUCCUACUCUCCUCAAGCCACUUCUACUCUCAGCUAUUGCCUGCAAGGCUUCCAAUGGAGUCGAUCUGAGGUCGCUGCAUCGACUGCCAUCAGGGUUGCGUUGGCGGUGCUCGUGGCGCGUUAUACCAACACCAGCGACGUCGUCCUUGGGGUACUGACGAAGCACAGCAAGCUAACCCUGGGAACGGUGCCAGUGCGACUGGUGCUAGACUGGGAGGCUACAUUGUGUCAGCUCCUAGAGCAUAUUCAAGGGCAGACAAUCGCAAUGGAAGAAUUCGAGCAGAUGGGACUGCACAAUAUUCGGCGGGUCAGCGAUGAGGCCGACCAAGGUUGUCAAUUCCAGACUCUUCUGGUCGAGGCUGCAUGCGAGGAUAACCCUAUUUCCAGUGGGCUAGAUGCUUCUGGAUUGAUUAUCCAGUGCAUCUGUGACGACCAGGGAUUGCACAUCCAAGUCAAGUUUGAUUCGAAUAUGAUCGAAGAGGCACAUGUCAAGCGGAUGGUGCACCAGUUUGAGCAUGUACUGCGGCAGUUUCACGUUGAGCACAAUCAGUUCGUUAAGGUCAAAGACAUCCCAUUGGCGUGUGAAGAGGACAUGCGUGAUGUCUGGGCGUGGAAUCGGUCUGUGCCUGAGUCAGUCGAGGCUUGUAUGCACGACCAAAUUGCUGCAAUGGCAAGGAAACAACCUGAUGCACCGGCGAUCUGCGCGUGGGACGGGGAAUUGACGUAUCGCGAGCUUGAUACACUGUCGACCAGGCUCGCCUCCCAUUUGAUGCAGUACCUGGAUGGGAGUACGACGGUGCCUCUCUGCUUUGAGAAAUCACUGUGGACGGCCAUUGCCAUGAUUGCCGUAAUGAAGGUCGGCGGAGCAUCCCUUGCACUCGACACGACGCAGCCAGAGGGAAGAUUGGCCACCCUGGUUGAGCAGAUUCACCCUCGUUUGAUCCUCUCAUCAGCAGCCAAUGCCCACAUGGCUGGAAAUAUCGCCAAGGUUCCUGUCAUUGUUGUCGACCAAGCCCAUAUGGAUGCGCUGGAGACAUCCGGGCCACUGCCCGUCGUCCAACCAUCCGCCAAUCUCUACAUCAUAUUCACAUCUGGAAGCACCGGAAAACCCAAAGGUACGCUAAUAUCCCACGCCAACUUCGCCAGCGCUACUCUCUAUCAGCGAGAUGUGUGGAAAUUCGGUCCUGGAUGCAGAAUCUUCGAUGUUGGUUCAUAUGCUUUUGAUGUGGCCUGGGGCAAUGUCCUGCACACGCUCUCGUCAGGAGCAUGCCUUUGUAUACCGGAGCCAGCAGCAGCAAAGGAUGAUCUUGUCGGUAGCUUGAGGCAAUAUCGCGCCACCCAUGCCGAGCUGACACCGACUCUGGCGCGUACGCUCGUUCCGGACGACCUGCCCGAUCUGCAAUGCUUCAUUUCUUCCGGAGAAGCUCUGGAUGAUCUGGUGCUCCAGCGAUGGUCCAAGGUCACUCGUAUUCUAAACGCGUAUGGCCCUGCCGAAUGCUCUGCCGUUUCUACCAUUGCCGAACUGACCUCUGGGGUCCCCAAGGGCAAUAUCGGUCGAGGACUUGGGCUCAACACCUGGAUCGUCAGUCUCCAGAAUGACAAUGAACUGGUCUCGGUUUAUGGUGUUGGAGAGCUAUGGCUUGAAGGGCCGCUGGUUGGGCAGGGUUAUCUCAAUCAAGCCCAGAAGACGUCAGAGGUAUUUGUUAAUAGCCCGCCGUGGUUAAUGGGUGGUGGUCGACACGGGAGACUUUACAAGACCGGCGAUCUUGUCAAGUACCACACAGACGGAAGUUUGAUUUUCAUCGGCCGCAAAGACACGCAGGUGAAGAUCCGUGGUCAGCGUGUUGAACUGGCCGAGGUGGAGUAUCAUGUACGCCAGGCAUUGAGUGACCGCGGAGAUGCCGUCUUUGCCAAUUAUGAAUCUACUCACAUUGUUGCAGAGGCUAUAAAACCAUGCAAUGGCAGUCAUGCAGUCCUGGUCGCCUUUGUAAGUUGUGAGCAUCAGGACCAAUCCAGUAAGACAGUGCGGGAGAUGACGGCCGGUCUGGAAGAGAAGCUCGCCAAGUCCCUGCCAGCAUAUAUGAUCCCAACUGCCUAUAUCCCGAUCGAAAAGCUGCCCCUCACAGCUGGUGGUAAAACGGAUCGUCUCAAACUGCAACAGCACGUAUCCGCCUUGACCCGAGAAGAACUGGCGCUGUUGAACGCUGGUGAGCAGGAGAGGCGAGCCCCUCGGACGAAAAAAGAGACCGCACUGCAACGGAUGUGCGCCGGCGUUCUUGGUGUGAGUAUGGAUAUCAUCGGGCUGGAUGACUCAUUCUUCCGGCUGGGGGGUGACUCUAUCGCGGCCAUCAAGCUCGUGGCAAUGGCACGCCUGGAAGGCUGGAAUGUCACCGUGGCCAGCAUCUUCUCUCAUCCUAAACUGUCUGAUCUUGCGCUCACAAUGAGGGUGCUGCGGGCAGACGCAGAUCGACCUCCUCCGCCAUUUUCUCUGCUGCCUGAUUGCUCCGUUGAUCAUGUGCGAGGCACUCUCAGUCAGUUGGGUGUUGAUGAUUCUGUGGUUGAAGAUGUGUAUCCCUGCACAGCGAUUCAGGAAGGACUCAUCGCAAUGACUGCUAUGAACCCCGACGCCUAUGUAUAUCAGACGGCAUUUACACUCCCAGUGGAUGUGAAUUCAGAUGUGUUCCGUGCUGCGUGGGAUGCAACCGUGGCCGCUAACGCUAUCCUUCGCACCAGGUUGAUUCAUACGGAGUCGGGGAUGUUCCAAGUGGUCGUUCGGGGUAGCAUCGAGUGGGAGACAGCGACGAGCAUGGAGGAUUAUCUCUCAGACGAUACUCGUGGCCGAAUGGAUCUCGGUGUUCCACUGCUGCGACUGGCGUUGGUCAGGCAAGCCAACAUGCCAUUGUCAUUUGUUCUCACAAUUCAUCACGCCAUUUAUGACGGCUUCUCGCUGCCAUUAAUACUGCAGCAAGUCCAAGAGUCAUACACGGGCAACACCCUCCAGCUGCACCCGUUCAGUCCAUUCGUGGCAUAUCUCUCGCAGAUCGACAAGAAGGCAGAGAGAGACUUUUGGGUAUCUCGAUUUGCGAAUCUCAGGGCGCCAACAUUUCCUACUUUGCCCUCCGCAACCUAUACACCAGGUGCAAGAAUGUUCUUUACGCAAUCCAUCACACUUUCCCAAAGGGUAGGUUGCGAUUUCACACUUCCCACGCUCAUCCGACUGGCCUGGGCAGUCGUUAUCGCCCACCAUACCGACUCCGAUGAUGUUGUGUUUGGAGAGACCUUGACCGGCCGUAAUGCCGCAUUGGCAAACGUCGACCGAUUGACCGGGCCGACCAUCACCACUAUCCCAAUUCGUGUUCAACUUCGAGCCGGUCAGAGUGUUGCCGAGGCACUCGAUGGUGUACAGAAGAACAUGGUAGCGGCGAUUCCAUACGAGCAGGCAGGACUUCACAACAUCCGCCAAAUGAGUAGCGAGACCGCAUCAGCCUGCGAAUUCCAGAGUCAUUUGGGCAUCCAGCCGUUGGAGGAAGACUCGGAGGAGUCCAUCUUGUUCGGGCAGCAUCAGUCUCGUAACAGCUUGGACCAGUUUUCCAGCUACGCAUUUGUUCUUGUCUGCUCACUAUCACCCAACAAUCAGAAGAUCGGUGUCGAGUGCAGUUUUGACCCUAUCAUAGUGAAUGAAGACGAGGCCAGCAACUAUGUUCGCCUGUUCCAAACGAUAUUGUGUCAGCUUUGCAGCGACCCUGACCAAAAGAUUACCGACUUGCAGGUCAUCAGCCCGGCAGAUAUCGCUCAGCUUGUGAAAUGGAAUUCAGACCUACCGUUAGCUCGCCAUGAGACUCUCCAUAAUCUGAUACUGAACCACUGUAUUUUACAACCAGAUCGCGCAGCCAUCUCGUCGUGGGAUGGAACUGUCACAUAUGCCGAGCUGGAUGUUUUGUCUCGAGCACUCGCACUGCAUCUGAUCACUACUGGAGUGGAGUCAAACAUGAUCGUUCCUCUCUGUUUCCAGCGGUCUAAAUGGUCUGUCAUUUCCAUCGUGGCAGUUCUUCGGACCGGGGCAGCGUGUCUUCUCGUUGACCCCACUCAUCCUCCGGACCGGAUUCAAGACUUUGUGGAACAGAGUCGGGCGGUUACAGCAGUCGUCGACCCAUCACAGACGGCUUUGAUGCAGGGAAUGGUUCCCAAUGUCAUCACUGUCUCCCCCGCCCUGAUAGACGGUCUUGAUAAAUCGCAGACUGGGCCAUUGCCCACAGUAACCCCAGGCAGCACUGCGUUCAUUGUCUUCACGUCAGGAAGCACCGGCAAGCCUAAGGGAAUCAUGCUGGAACAUGUUCAGCUGAGCACAAGCAUCCGGGACCAUGCACCUGGCUUGGGAGUCAACAGUGACUCCAGGUCUCUGCACUUUGCUUCAUACGCAUUCGAUGCUAGUAUUUACGAGAUCUGCACCACUCUGGUGUCCGGUGGCUGUCUCUGUGUCAUGUCCGAGCACGACCGCAUGAACGAUCUCGCUGCCUUCAUCCGCUCCAAAAAGGUGACCUGGGCCACCUUGCCCAACUCGGCAACCAAUCUUCUCCAUCCCUACGACGUGCCAUCCUUACAGACGCUUGUUCUCGGUGGUGAAGCUGUGACCCAAGAUGUCGUGGAGAAGUGGGCGUCGAGACUGACGUUGAUCAACGGAUACGGACCCGCUGAAGCCACAAUCUGUGCACUCGGUCCCAUUCCCGUGCAAGGGUGGAAGCAAGGCACGUUUGGCAAUAUCGUCGGCGGGGUGGGCUGGAUUGCAACGCCGUCGGAUGCAUCAAAGCUCGCCGCCAUUGGGGCAGUGGGAGAAUUGUUGAUUGAAGGACCAGUCUUAGCUCGGGGUUAUCUCAACAACCCGGAGAAGACGGCAUCUUCGUUCAUUGAAGACCUACCUUGGAUGAAGGACUUCCGUCCUGCCGGCAAAGGCCGUGUAUACAAGUCGGGUGAUUUGGUGCAGUACAACCCAGACGGCACAUUGCGAUUCAUCGGGCGAAAGGAUACCCAGGUCAAGCUGCGAGGACAGCGUAUUGAGCUCGGUGAAGUCGAGUUUCGAAUUCGCCAGUGUUUGCCAGCGGUCCACAAUGUAGUGGCCGAAGUUAUGAUUCCUUCUGGCUCCAAUGCAAACUCUCUGCUAGUGGCUUUCGUCCAUCUGACCAUGACCAACAACGAUAAGAACAACUUGUUUUUAACUCCCACUGAGGAGCUUCGUGCCCUAUUUUUCGCGGCCCAAACGAAGCUCAGAGGCAUGGUCCCAGGGUAUAUGGUGCCUGCGAUCUUCAUUCCCCUGAGCCACAUCCCAAAAACGACAUCCGGGAAGAUAGAUCGGCGACAGCUUCGCGACCGAGCAUCAUCGCUGCCUCGAACGGAGUUUGAUCUCUUCAUGGCUACGCGGGGUCAAAGGGAAAGCCCAUACACUGAAACGGAAGAAAGGCUCCGGGCCAUCCUGAUCUCUGUCACUAAUCUGAACAUCGACGAAAUCGGUGUCAAAGACAACAUCUUUCAUCUCGGGGCCGACUCCAUCACGGCCAUGAAGAUGGUGACGGCCGCACGCAAACAUAACAUCUCGAUAUCCGUUGCUGAUGUUUUCAGCCAUCCCACGAUAUACGACCUAGCAGACUUUUAUAACAGGCACAAUCAGCAACAUGAAGCCGUGUCCAGCGUGGUCCCAGGCUCCGUCUUCGGCUUCACGAACCAGUGCAACUUUAUUCAGAGCAUCGACUGCACUGGCCUUCCAUUCAACACUCCGGAUAUCUACGACGCACUCCCUGCAUCCCAAGGCCAAGAGGAUCGACUUACUCGUGGAAGUUACUAUUUCAUGCUCGACUUUGAUCGCUCAAUUGACGGCGAUCGCCUCGAAAAGGCGUGUCGUGGCCUCGUUCAGCGCCAUACCAUCUUCCGCACUGUCUUCAUACCCUACCAAGGCAGGAUUGUUCAGAUCGUUCUUCGCAGCUUCAAUGCACCCAUUGAAAUCGUCAAGUCGGACGACUGUGUAGUGCCCUUUACGGAAUCCCUUUGCCAGAAAGACUCACACGAGGCACCGAUGCUGGGAGACCUCAUUACCCGGAUGACCUUGGUCCAUGGAUCUGACCAUCAAACCACACUCAUUCUCCGCAUUUCGCAUGCCCAAUAUGACGGUAUGUCAGUGCCCAUCAUGUGGAAAGACUUGGUCGGUCUGUAUGAGGGCAGGCAACUGCCGGAUCCUAUCGAAUACUCGGCCCACGUGCAGAAGUGGCUGGCGGCUGGGACUUCACAGGCGUAUGAAUUCUGGCGGAACCUUCUUGACGCAUCCAGCAUGACCUAUAUCAAAAAUAAGCACCUAGCAGAAAAGGAUGCUUCUGUUAACUCACCGAUUUAUAUUGAAUCUACAAUUGCUCAUCCCGAUCUGCCUCACGGCAUUACUAUGGCGACUCUCGUCAAAGCAGCAUGGUCCUUGGUUCUGACCCACUUGACAGGUGAUAGCGAUGUUGUCUUCGGUCAGACAAACAGUGGACGAUCAUCAAGCAAUUUCGACGCAGAAAACCUGGUCGGAUUGUGUAUCAACGCCAUACCUGUCCGAGUCAAGUACAAUCCCCAAUGGACCGUCCUUGACUUGCUGCACCAUGUUCAAAACCAGCAUGUUGAUUCGCUCCCAUUUGAGCAUAUUUCUGAGCAAAUUGAGAUGUAG
This is a messenger RNA of Clonostachys byssicola, 16917 nucleotides long. NCBI's taxonomy places the organism in Eukaryota, Fungi, Ascomycota, Sordariomycetes, Hypocreales, Bionectriaceae. The record is from the annotation of a GenBank genome assembly.